Messenger RNA from Trematomus bernacchii (emerald rockcod), 2076 nucleotides. RefSeq names its product proline rich 35 (gene prr35). The transcript is spliced from 3 exons. The record is from RefSeq and is a predicted model, not a curated record. The coding region runs from base 1 to 2076 and encodes 691 amino acids. NCBI's taxonomy places the organism in Eukaryota, Metazoa, Chordata, Actinopteri, Perciformes, Nototheniidae.
AUGUCCAAGGACGACGCUUGUAAAGUGACGUCCAUCAGCAAACACAAGGAACGCAAGCCUAAGAAGCCUCACUACAUUCCCCGGCCAUGGGGCAAACCAUACAACUACAAAUGCUUCCAGUGCCCGUUCACCUGCAUGGAGAAGUCCCACCUGUACAACCACAUGAAGUACAGCCUGUGCAAGAACUCUCUGUCCCUGCUCAUAGAGUCCGACUGGCCCUAUAAAAAGGGCAACAUCCUGCACCCAGAACAGCUACGACCCCUUCAGCAGGCACAUGGGAAAAAUGGCAUAGAAAUGACACGGACUGAGGAACGAAAGUCCUUGGAGGAGGAAGGUGAGGACAGGGAAAGCCAGGGAGCAGAAGAUGAGGAAGAAGGAGGACGAGGAGAGCGAUUAGAGGUCACUGGGUUGAGGAAAGAGAGAGGAGACGCUGCAGAGUGCACCACCAAGAAAAUCAAACAGCCAGAGUCUGAGUUUCUGAUGGCCGACAUGCUCUCCCUGGAAGAUCAGCUUUUAAGAGCGCGCGCAGUAGAAGUAGAAGCCCAGCUGAAACACUACAAGCUAUCCAAGGCAUAUCUGACUGCUCCCAGUCUGCUGUCGGAGCAGUGGCGGUUGUUGGCGUCCAGCCACACGAAGGCCAAAGCUGAAGGUGCCCAGCCCCGAGUGGGUAGUUCCAUCCCCUGUUACCCUCCUCCGCCAAACCUGAUGGAUUACCAGGAUCCCACUGGACUCAACCUGUCAUUGCUCGGGAUGGGUUACCCGAUCACCCCCAGCCUCUUCUCCUACAUGAACUCAGCUAUUCCCGCUGCCGCCACCGCCGCCCAGACCCACGCUCAGCUCGCCCAGCUUCCCUUCCUGGCGUCGGCCGCUCAGCUGAUGCACCCGGCCUCGAGCACCCACACAGACAGAGCUCUUAUCCCCCCUCGCCUCUACUACCCCUUCCUGUGCGAGCACGCGUUCGGACCGGCCUCGGGUCAAAGCGACGCCAGCAAAGCGCUCAAGACGUCCACAAACAGUCUAGAAGCGAGUCCCUCGUCUGGUUUUCAGCCUAAAGUAAAUCUGUGGAAAGUGCCUGCUUUGCGGCCAGGGGCAGCCGCUGUCUCCCCUGCUGGCUGGGUGUCGCCUCAGAGGGACUCCCCCGAACACGGGUACAGGUUGGCCGAUAAACUGCAGGCUACAGUCAAGGAGGGCAAAGCAAAUUGGUGCCUCAAAAGGACAGGGGCCCCAAUUGGGAACCAUGAGGCACCUUUGGAGAAGAAGCCGAACAUGGGUGGUUUUGCUUUGGACCUUCUGAAGAAUAUUCAGACUGCAUCAAAUCUGAACAUGACGGCAGACAAACUUCUCUUCCAUGGAAGUUUUCAGGAUGCUCAGCUGCCGAUACGGCAUACUGAUCUGUGGUACAGCGAACAUCUCACCAGUCCCAGCAGUGAAACAACCUCUCAGUCUACCUGUGGGGGUCCCAAUAGACAGGACCCGAAUGCUGCCAGAACAAUAGGGGAGGGGGCUUCAGAGUCCGUGGCUGCGCUCCUCAGUGACCUCUCCAAGGCCUUGCAGGAGUACCAGGAAGCUGAGCGCAAGAUCUCCCACCUGGAGAAAGAGGACCUUCCCGCGCAGCGUCACCUCUGGGAACACUUGGGAAAAAUACGCAGCGAGCUUUCCCACAUCCACACGGCUCUGGAGAGGUCUUCUCGCCAGAGCGACGGACCCCUCGACCUGUCGGUGAAGAGGGACCAGACGGAUGUGGAGGAAGAAGAGAAUGAGAGGAAGGCGAUGAAGGCGUCGCUGGAGAGUCGUAAGCAGUCGUUGGACAUGCUGAUCAAGAUGAGUCAGGCGUCAGCGGUGAACACAGAGGUUCUCUCUCCUGGUGGUCUCGGCAUGAGGCCCAGUUCUGCUGAGGCUUUGUGGCCGAGCAGAACCACCAAGUGUGAGGCGGACUCCAGCGUAUUGCUUUGCCCCGACGGACGAUCAGUGGUGUUCACCGAUAUCCCUUCCUCCGGCAAAACCCAAAAGAGGCCCCUGUCUAUACAGCGACUAGAAGCCCAUCCUCCGAGCCCUUUGACGGCUACUGACAAUUGA